Messenger RNA from Trypanosoma conorhini, 837 nucleotides. Its product is annotated as haloacid dehalogenase-like hydrolase. Bases 1 to 837 code for a protein of 278 amino acids. Lineage: Eukaryota; Euglenozoa; Kinetoplastea; Trypanosomatida; Trypanosomatidae. Gene Ontology annotation, molecular function: hydrolase activity. The record is from RefSeq and is a predicted model, not a curated record. The transcript has a single exon.
AUGGCAUUUCGUGCAGUGAUAACCGACCUUGACGGAACACUUUUCAACGAGUUCCACGAAGUGUCCGAGUACACUGCUGAGACGCUGCGGCUACUGCGGAAGAAAGGCAUCCCCAUCGUCUUUGCCACCGGCCGGCCGCAUCCAGAUGUGUUCCACACCGUUGACAACUGCGGCUUGGAGGGCGGCUACCUGAUCACCAGCAACGGGGCGAGGGUGUUCGACCCGCAGCGACGCGUCAUUGCCUCGCACGAUUUGGAGCCUGACGUCGUUGCAGAGCUUCUUGCCAUUAAACUCGACGAUGAAGAUGCGGCAGCAUUCGCAGGCGAAAAACAGCCGUUGUUUACGGCCAACAUGUAUCAGCAUGAAGCGUGGGUGACAAAUCAUGGAUUGGAGCGAAUGCUCACGGCAUACCCGCGGUCCGGGUUCCGGUACGAGGAAGUCGAUCUAACAACGCAUCCACGUGAUGGUGUGCAUGCUGUGUUUUACGUGGGGAAGGAAGAAGUGUUGGUGCGUCUGGAGAAGGUGCUGAAAAGGGAAUUCGAGGGACGAGUGGAACACAACCUGUCAGUACGCACUGUGCUUGAUGCUGUGCGACCUGGAGUCAACAAGGGAAAGGCGCUGUGUGAAGUGGCCCAGCUGCUGGGGCUCAGCGAAAAGGAUUUCAUUGCCUUUGGCGAUGGAAUGAACGACCGCAAGAUGCUGCAACUGGCCGGGAAAGGUUGCAUCAUGGAUAACGCGCAGGCACGGCUGAAGGAAGCGUUGCCGCAGCUGGAAGUGAUUGGCCGCAACACGGAAGACGCUGUCGCAAAAAAGCUUCGCGAAGUUUUUGACCUGUGA